Cimex lectularius (bed bug) is the source of this 1892-nucleotide messenger RNA. Its product is annotated as frizzled-10-A-like. Gene Ontology annotation, biological process: non-canonical Wnt signaling pathway; canonical Wnt signaling pathway. Lineage: Eukaryota; Metazoa; Arthropoda; Insecta; Hemiptera; Cimicidae. The coding region runs from base 230 to 1717 and encodes 495 amino acids. The record is from RefSeq and is a predicted model, not a curated record. Gene Ontology annotation, cellular component: plasma membrane. The transcript has 2 exons. Gene Ontology annotation, molecular function: Wnt-protein binding; Wnt receptor activity.
CGAUUCGGGAUUUGAUGAGACGGCUAAUCUCUCUCGGAAUUGAAUAAUGCGGGCCAUCAAUAACCGACCGGGGGCCGGGUGCCUAAUCAUUGAUGGUAGUCGGCCUUUGUGCCGGGCCGACCGUUGAUGACGGCGAGGAGAAAGGGAAGAGGGAGAAGGACGGAGCUCAGGUAAUACGGAGCCGGCACUCGGCAGUCAGUUACACUGCUGACGUCCAGCAACGAGCAACAUGCUCGGCCCAAGGAUUAUCCUGCCAUUCGUGCUCUCAGUUGUCUUCGGGGCCGGGAUCGCCCUCUGCCACAAGUGCGAGAAGAUCACAGUACCCACGUGCACAGAGCUCGGCUACAACUUCACCGUCAUGCCCAACUUCGUAGGACACGAAGAUCAACUCGCUGCAGAACGAGAGCUUAAGAACUUUAUGCCGUUGGUUCACUACAACUGCUCGAGACACCUGAGGUUCUUUCUUUGUUCUGUGUUCGUCCCGCUGUGUUCUGAACAUGUUGUCGGAGCGAUACCAUCGUGUCGUGGACUGUGCGAAGAGGUGCAGAACGACUGUCAGCCAGUCAUGGAAAAGUUUCACUUCACAUGGCCGUCUCAGUUCAACUGCUCGAAAUUCCCAGUCGGGGAGAAAAACGGGCUGUGUAUGCAGUUUCCAAAUGGCUCCGAGAAGAAGGCGAGCUUCGGAUCGAAGCAAUGCCCUCAGAAUAUGACAUUGACGAGGGACCCUUACGAAUGCAGUCCCACAUGCGGCAAGGAUGUGGAAUUCACAACUGAAGAAAAGAGGUUCACGGAGAGAUGGAACACAUGCUGGGCAUGGCUCUGUUUUGUAUCUACGCUAUUCACGUUGUUAACGUUCUGGGUCGACCCUAGAAGAUUUAGAUACCCAGAGAGACCUAUUGUAUUUUUAGCCUUAUGCUACAAUGCAAUGUCUAUAGUUUAUAUUGUAAGAGGUGCAGUUGGGCAUUCUAUCGGCUGUGUACCAUCUUCAGAAGGAUAUGAAUCAUACAUAGCAACUGAUGGCCUUGAAAGUGCUUCUUGCACUAUAACAUUUCUUGUCUUGUAUUAUUGCGGGUUAUCAGGAAGUGUCUGGUGGGUCAUUUUGGCAACUUCUUGGUAUCUAUCCGCUGCGAAGAAAUGGAGCAGCGAAGCAUUGUACGGACUGGCGACUUACUUCCAUAUUGCAGCUUGGGCAGGACCAGCAGUCGCGGCACUACUGGCUUUAGCACUCCAUCAAGUUUCUGGAGAUGAACUCACUGGGCUUUGCCGAGUAAGUGAUGAUUCCGUAGUCUGGCUGAUUGCGCUGCCUCAUGGAUUGCUGCUUCUGACCGGAUCCGUAGCUGGUGUCUUUGGAGCUGUCGCUCUUAUCAACGUACGUUCGGAAAUUCUAAAAUCUGGUGGGAGCGCAGCCAAACUGGAGCGUCUGAUGACAAGACUAGCAGUCUUCACAGCUUUAUAUGUUUUUCCUGCGCUGGGAUCUGUGUUCUGCUCACUGUAUGAAACACUUUACCGUCAAGAAGACGUCAUCUGCCUCACAGACAAUUGUACACCACCUUCACCUACAAACAACAUAGAAGUCGCACUUUUGAGAGUUUUCCUUUCUCUUGUCAUCGGCAUCUCAUCAGGAAUGUGGGUCUGGUCGGGGAAAACAUGCCGGGCUUGGAAAAAGCUCUUUACUUCCCCACACAAACCACAGCCUCUUCCUUUAACAAGAGUCUAAUAAUACUCUAUUUUAAAUUAUUUUACUCAAUACUACCCAGGAGAUGUCUUUCAUAUGCAAUUCUUAUUUUAUCCUGUAAAUACAACUUUUGCUCUUAAUCAAUAAUUGUAUAUUAAGCAUAUGAGUUCGUGCUUCAUCCAUAAUCGUAUUUGUUUCUCCAAAACAAAAAAAAAAA